AUGAGCAAGCAACAGAAGCAGCCGAAAGUGCCGCUGCUGAUCUCCACCAUGAAGCCGAAGAAGGACGAGGACGUGCGGCUGCGGAAGAUGGUGGAGGCCGGAGAAAUUGUUUACACGGAGGAGGAAUCGAGAGACUUGCGCAUGGGGCGUGCAAGCGCGGCUGCAGUGACUCAGGACAACAUCGGGCAUCGGCAGCAAGCACUACACAACCCAUGCUACAACUUGUAUGUUCGACAACGAAGCAAGAACCCAAAUCCCACUCCCUCUCCCCCGCAGCGCCUGGCCACGAAGGAGAUGUACCUGGUGGUGUACAUCUUGGUGGCGCUUGUUCAGGGGAUGUUCUUUGCGUAUUCUGUCUCCGUUAUCUCCACUAUCGAGAAGAGAUUUAAAUUCACAAGCAAACAGACAGGCAUCUUGCUUUCCGGGAAUGACAUAUCCCAAGUUUUGCUGGCCAUCUUCCUAAGUUAUUACGGUACCUUCGGCCACCGCCCACGUUGGUUGGGCGUGGGCGUGAUGUUCACUGCUGCCUCCUGCUUCUCCGCCGCCCUUCCCCACUUGAUGUACGGGCCGGGACAAGAUGCUAUAGACCUGGCAGAUGCUACCACUUUCGAUGCCAGCGCGUUAGUCAACAGCUCUGUCCUCGCCCAACCUAAAAAAGAGGAAGAGCUCUGUCACAAGCGCGAGGUGGACACAUGCAAGGAAGAGGGGGCGGCAUAUGUGGGGCCCAUGUUCUUGAUGUUCCUCGCACAGUUCUUCGUCGGCAUCGCCAUCAGCAUCUUCUUCACCGUUGGCGUCACGUACCUCGACGACAACAUCAGCAAAAAGACAUAUCCUAUCUAUUACACUCUCGUGUCCCUCCUGAGAGUGCUGGGUCCCGUGUUCGGCUUCGUGCUGGGCGGCCGCUGCCUCUCGCUGUGGAUCGACCCGGCCAAGAAGCCCAACAUCAGCCGGAAGGAUCCCCGGUGGCUCGGGGCCUGGUGGAUAGGUUUCGUAUUCCUUGGCGUUGCCUUAGUUAUCGUGGGCAACCUUCUCUUCUUCUUCCCCAAAAAACUGCCGGCCACACUAAGGAGGGAGACGAAGAGGAUGAUAAAACAGAUGGAUAAAGACAGGGAAGACGGAGGCAACAAGAGCUUCGAACACUUCGCUGCCCUCGCCAAGGAAAAGAAAACGGAAUCUCGGCCGACGCUCAAAAACUUAUUAAAAGCCCUCCGCCGACUCUUCACGAACCGCAUCUGGACGGGCAACCUGUUCAACGCCGUCUUCACCCUCCUUGGCGUCUCGGGUUACUGGAGCUUCAAGCCCAAGUACAUGGAGAAUCAGUUCCGAAAAAGUGCUACGGACGCAAAUUAUUUUACAGGAAUGUCCAGCCUGAUCGUAUCCGUCGUCGGGGCGGGCGUGGGCGGCAGCGUGAUAAGGUGGGCGCGCCCGAGGCCGAGACUCAUCAUGGGAUACAACAUCUUCACGACCAUCGUUGGCUGCGCUGGUUUCAUCGCCCUCAUGUUCGUGGGCUGCCCGAGACUCGAAGUGGUCGGGCCUGUGGACGGCAACGUCGGACCUCAAUGUUCGGCGGACUGUGGGUGUACCGAGAAAUUCACGCCCGUCUGCUCGGAGGACCAAGCCACGCUGUUCUACUCCCCCUGCUACGCCGGCUGCUCCCUGGCCAACGUCACAGCUGAUCCCAUUAUUUACACCGGCUGCAGAUGCAUCCAAAACUCCGUCGCUGGGUUGACUCCGAGCCCCGUCCUCAACGCAGGCUCAAAGAACAACAGCUCUUGGGGUUUCGUCACCAGAGGCUACUGUCCAGAACCUUGCGAUGGAUUUUUCUACUACAUGCUCACUCAGAUUAUUGUGCAGACUGUAUCGUCGGUCGGCAGGAUAGGGGGCAGCAUUGUCCAGCUAAGGGCUGUGGCGGAGGAGGACAAAGGGAUCGCCCUGGGCACCCUUACCGUGUUCAUCAGUCUGUUCGCCUUCAUCCCUGCUCCUAUUAUCAUGGGCGCCAUCAUAGAUUCAGCUUGUCUCGUGUGGGAUACAUCCUGCGGCAGGACAGGAAACUGCUGGCUCUACGACUCGGACAAGUUCAGAAAAAUCCUUCACUUGGUUCCUGCAGUGCUGAUGUUCAUUUCCCUGUUCGGAGACUUCGUCAUGUUCUGGUAUAGCGACCGACUCGAUCUCUACGGGCUGAAGGCCGAGCAGGAACUGGAGCUGAAGAAGGUCGAGGGCGACCCAGAGGAGACAAAACCGCUGAAGACUGAGGGCGAGUCAAAGGAGAAGAAAGCCGGGUUAUUAGCACUGGCUUAGGCUUCAGACUCCUUUGCGUGUGUAUGUUUUUAUGUGUGUCUGUGGAGAUCUUGGCACUUGGAGAAUUACAGGAUUUGUAGAAUAUUUGUUUAUAUAAUAAAGAUGUUUUUUCCUUAA
Penaeus monodon (black tiger shrimp) is the source of this 2415-nucleotide messenger RNA. RefSeq names its product solute carrier organic anion transporter family member 74D-like. The record is from RefSeq and is a predicted model, not a curated record. Gene Ontology annotation, molecular function: protein binding. Bases 1 to 2298 code for a protein of 765 amino acids. Gene Ontology annotation, cellular component: membrane. Gene Ontology annotation, biological process: transmembrane transport; sodium-independent organic anion transport. The transcript is spliced from 14 exons. Lineage: Eukaryota; Metazoa; Arthropoda; Malacostraca; Decapoda; Penaeidae.